AUGAUUAAGGAGUUCAUUCUAUUGUGCCUGGCCAUCGCUGCAGCAAUGGCCAUCCCCGCAGUCCCCCAAGAGGCUAAAGAAGCGUCAGAAGGCAACCCCUCGUUAUACCAAUCCGGUGGCUUUCCAGCUGAUGCCGUUCAGGGUGUAGAAGCAACCGACUCAGAUCUGGAACCCUCUGCGUCUGCACAUUGGGGCGGAUACGGAUGGGGCGGCAGAGGUUGGGGCGGAAGAGGUUGGGGAGGAUGGGGUGGUAGAGGUUGGGGCGGUUAUGGCGGCGGAUGGGGCGGUUAUUAUGGUGGUGGAUGGGGAGGUAGGGGUUGGGGUGGUUAUGGCGGAUGGGGAGGUUAUGGUGGAUGGGGCCACAGAGGUUACUGGGGUUAA
Molecule: messenger RNA, 381 nt
Organism: Diabrotica balteata
Lineage: Eukaryota; Metazoa; Arthropoda; Insecta; Coleoptera; Chrysomelidae
Source: the annotation of a GenBank genome assembly